Staurois parvus is the source of this 120-nucleotide messenger RNA. Lineage: Eukaryota; Metazoa; Chordata; Amphibia; Anura; Ranidae. The record is from the annotation of a GenBank genome assembly.
AUGUGCAUAAAAGAUCUCACACGGGGGAAAAGCUAUAUUCCUGUCCUGAGUCACAUCAGAGAUCUCACACGGGGGAAAAGUCAUAUUCCUGUCCAGAGUGUUGGAGAUGUUUUUCAGUGA